GCUGAUAAAAACACAGCCUGGAUGUUUUAGUGGCAGUCACAAGAAAGUCAGUGUGGAAAAUAUUUUGCGACAGUUUAAUUCCAUGCGGCUUUGCUGUGAGAGUCUCCCACUAAACCGUCCAAUUAAGCAAUUUUAAACAUUAUACCUACACCUCAUAUUGCAAGGGAGAGCGAUCGUUUACUUUGAAUCUCCGUUGCCGGCAAGGAUUAGCGCGUGAGUGAGAUGGCAAGUGGAAAAUUGGUGGGAAAACAGGAUGUUGUACUUGUAACGCGAGCAGAAUGCGUGGAAAUUGUCAGUCAAACGCUAAAUUUGGAUAGAGUACACGUCAUUGAUUAUUCCAUUGAGGCGGCAAGUGAUGAAAUUCUUGGAUUCCUGGGCGAGUACUUCAGAUUAGUGAUUACGAUUGAAGAAAAUUCUACUGAGAAGAAGUUCUAUUAUUUUUUGAAAGCUCUACCAACGGAUAAAGAUCAAAGGGAACUCAUUGAACGUAUUGGCUUGUUUCACAAGGAAGUUCAGCUCUAUUCGAUUCUUCUGCCUAAACUUAAAUGGAACACAGGAUCUUCAAAAUGGCGCCCAAAUUGUUACUUAUCCCGCUACGAUCUCCUGAUUAUGGAGGAAUUGGGACACUUGGGGUACGGACAUGUACCAGAUCGCAUGGAAUUCACGGAGAAACACAUGCAGGAGACGCUAAAGUGCCUUGCAAGGAUGCAUGCAUCGAGUUUGGAAUUUGAGAUUAAUCACUGCGAAAAUACUCGAAUUGAUGCAAUUUUCGGCAGCCUCCUCUUUGAAUCUCAACUCACGGGGAAAAAUACGUGGUUUAAGGCUGGCCUGAAUGUCAUUGAAGCCUUUGCCAAGCAUAAAUCAACCUUCAAGGAUCAUCCAUCCAUUCGUGAUGAUCCGAAUAAAUUGAUGGAAAUGAUGGAGAAAGUUUACGAGUUCAGUGAAUCCACGAGGGAAUUUCAGAAUGUUCUGUGCCAUCGAGAUCUCUGGAGUAAGAACAUCAUGUUUCAAUUCCCAAAGCUCGAGGGAAACCCACAAGAACUCGACUAUGCUAAUCCUCAGCAUUGCCUCCUGAUGGACUUUCAAAUCUGCCGCUACCAACCACCAGCUGUGGAUGUUCUCCUCACAAUCUUCUUCAAUACUCGACGUCAGCAUCGUAAUGAGCACAUGCAGAUGUACCUGAAAUUCUACUAUGAUUUCCUCAAGCAAGAGCUAAAGAAGUACGACAUUGAUGCAUCCAUAAAGCUUCCAUGGGAGGAAUUUACGAGGAGCUGCAAACACUACGCCCUAAUGCCGCUAAUUUUCAACUGCAUCUUCGUCCCACUCACCCACCUAGCUCCUGGCAUUCUAACGCAAAUCCAGAAGACUGACCCUGAGAGGUACCACGUCAUCUGCAACACCGAUCGAAAUGAAUUUGUCCUACAGAACAUGGAUCUGGAUGACUUCUACCGGGACUACGUGACGGAGGUUAUGGAGGAACUUCUUCAGCAUUUACUCACAUAAUCAGACUAAUCAGGCAUAAAUCUUCAUCACAUGCACGCAUGCAGUGAUUACCCAAUUGGGGGUAUUUUAGCAAACAUAUAACCGCGUAUGGCUGUAAUUAGUACAGAAAUAAAUUCUUGCAUUUGUCA
Molecule: messenger RNA, 1631 nt
Organism: Lutzomyia longipalpis
Lineage: Eukaryota; Metazoa; Arthropoda; Insecta; Diptera; Psychodidae
Exons: 3
Coding region: 223-1503 (426 amino acids)
Source: RefSeq, a predicted model, not a curated record